Messenger RNA from Pristis pectinata (smalltooth sawfish), 6181 nucleotides. It is a transcript of the gene c34h11orf98, whose product is annotated as chromosome 34 C11orf98 homolog. Bases 90 to 476 code for a protein of 128 amino acids. The record is from RefSeq and is a predicted model, not a curated record. NCBI's taxonomy places the organism in Eukaryota, Metazoa, Chordata, Chondrichthyes, Rhinopristiformes, Pristidae. The transcript is spliced from 4 exons.
CGCGCCCCCUGACUCGCCAUUGGCUGGUUCACAAUGAUUGACAGGAGCGACCAGUGACGACACUUCCGGUGGGAAAGCGCGGCGGGAACAUGGCGCCCGGAGGGAAAAUCAACCGUCCGCGCACGGAGUUGCAGAGAAAACUUUUCAAGAGGCGAAGGGCUGCCAGUAAAGCGAAGAGGAAGAAGCCCAUAGUUGGUGCUGUGAUUGACGAGGGCCUGAUCACCAUCCAUCACCUGAAGAAACGAUGUUCAAAUAAGAGAGCGAAUAUCACACUUUCUGGGAAGAAGAGGAGGAAGCUGCAGAAACAGAUCCAGCACAGUCAGAGGGAGGGCUCUGCUAUGGAUGUUGAAUCUGCUCCCCAAGGAAUGAGGCAGGCGGCAGGCACGGAGGUGGUGAGGGACGGAGACAAGGAGCGGAAAGCAGAGGUGCAGAACGUGGAAAUGAAGGAUGAAGAGGCCUUGGAGCAGUCAGUGUGAACAGGACGGGGCAGAGGUUGCUGAUCCCAUUGAAGGACCCUGGAUGUCUCAGUGUGGCUGCCAUAUGGGACCUAAUUUUGCUACACAUCUCCGCAGGUUUGUCCAGUGUCUGUGCCAACUGGACACAAAUCAGUGACUAAAUUGAGACAGUUGUUGAUAGCAUCCAGCUGUUGUGCUGCUCCACCAGAAGCCACUAACUACAGCAGCCAAACCACCAGCUCCUGGAGUGAAGCAUCACCAGUGUAUGUGAAGUGGUGCAUUGACCAGUCGGGGCACCCACCAACAUGCCAGUGCCACGUGUGUCCUUCCCUGGGGUCACUGGAAGCAGCUGCAGAGACCCAGACUGACCAUCCCUGCUGGUCUGAGCCCAACUUCUCCCUCGCCAACUUCCAGCUCUAUUUCUGCACACCCUUGCUCUUUCCACAUCUGUCAACCACACCCCUCAUCCCACCACCCUCUCCCCUCCACAGCUUUCCAUCGCUCCCUUCCCCAGCCCUUCUCUCCUGCCCACAACCACACAACAGUAUUGGUAACAAGAAUGAAUGGCACAAAUGGAUAUCAUCUGAUCUUCUAGAUCAGGAUGUGGAUGAGCAAACGAAGGAAUAAAUCUUGUAUUUAAUAUUGUGUGUUGAGAAAGGAUUAAUUGCUAACUUUGAGAAUGAAGGGGCUGUUUAGGAGCAGUAGUGAGCUGGAAUUUUACAUUAUGCAUUGACAUUUGGAUGUGAAUGUAGGAGGCAUGGUUCAGCAUUUGCAGAUGACCGACGUUGGUGAUGGGUGGACAGGUUACAUGACCAUAUUGAUCCAUGGCUGCAUGGGCAGAGCCGUGGCAGGUGCCGUUUGAUCCGGAAGUGUGAGGUGAUGCACUUCAGGAGAAGUAACAAGGGGAGGACGUACACAGUGAAUGAGGGCCCGAGGGAGUACUGAGGAAUGGAGGGAUAAGUAGAUAACGCAGCAGAAGGGAUACUUGCAUUCUAUGUCCCAGCUGAUGUAGGCAAGAGCAGGGAGAUGAUGCUUUAUUAACAUUGGUUGGGCCACAGCUGAAGUACUGUGGACAGUUCUGGACACCAUACAAUGGGAAAGAUGUCAUUGUACAUCACAGAGUAGACUCGAUGGGCUGAAUGGCCUAAUUCUGCUCUUAUAUGUUAUGGUACUGGAGAGGGUGCGGGGAGGUUCACGGGAACAUUGCUGGUACGGAGGGUUUCAGUUACGAGGGGAGUCAGUAGGCUGGGUGUGUUUCUCCUGGAGCAGAGUAGGCAGAGGGGGUACUGACUGAAGUGUACAGAAAGGACGAGGGGCAUGGAUCGUCAGAAACUUUCCCACAUGACAGGUGGUGCCUCAAACCAGAGGGCAUUGGUUUAGGGGCAGGACAAUUACAGAGGAUCUUUUCCAUCUAAGAUAUUUGGAAUAUACAACGCAAACCACAAAAGCCUGAGGAGGGAGAUGGUUACCGUGAACCGCAGCCCAUCCAUGUUUGUUGUUGAUACUGAGCCAGGGGUCAGUGUGGUCUGAGACACAGAAACAGGCCGAUGCAUCAAAUUAAUCUUUAUUGAUGAUCACAAAUACCAAUAAAAUUGACGCAUAUAUUUAAAAAAUCGGAGCCCAAGAGCUGAUAACCAAACAUGGCCAAUCCCUGAGGUGCGGCCGCAUGCCAGGAACACCUGUGGAAUAGAGAGGAAGGGGCUGGAUGUCCUUGUCCCGAUCCCACUUCUGAUGGUCUAACGUGAGGAACGGUCCCCGCUGACCAGGUCCUGUGGUGGUGGAGCCUGGUCCCGUACACUGGGGGACAGGGCCUUCUUCGUACGGAUGCUGGGUAUGGGGCCCAUCCUCUGGUGUGCUCAGUGAUGGAGCAGGGACGUGAUGGACGGAGCUCAGGAGACCGGAGGAGAUGAUAUCGCAGCCCCAAUAUCCUGCAAUCAGCCAUUCCCUUGAAACUGGUCGGACAGUCGGGGAUGUUUCACAGAGUUAAUAUUGAGCAAAGGCUUCUCUCUGGGCAGAAGGAGAUAUGGACCUCUGAGGCAGGAGAGGGAGGUGGCGAGGGUCAGGGAGGGAAUCCCAGGGCCCAGGCAGCCACCAGCGGACUGAUUCAGUGACAGAGGGGAGGACAACGAAGGGCAGCUGGGGGAGUGGGGGAAGAGCCGUGUCUGGAGGCAGCAAAGACACUGUGAGGGCUUCUGCAGCCGAAGAGCUGAAGCAGCAGCAAAGUCGGGGGAUGUCCCGGUGGGCAGGUUUCAUGAUGCAGCAGAUACGUGGUCUGAAGCUGCAUCAAAGGCACGGCUGAGGGCCACUGUGGCUGAAGAGCUGGCAGGGGUGUGGGAGGAUGAUAGAAGUCCCAGUGAUGUGACCGAUAUGUGGAUCCCUCUGACCCUCGCUGUGAUCCAAUUCCCUCUCUGGAAACGUCCCGGGGACAGACUGGUGUGUCAGCCAGGGAUUAUGCCUUUAAUGCCGGUCUGGAUUAGGACAGCUUUAUACCUGCUGACUGGUGCUGAGCUAAGAAGCAGCAUCACAAUCCCUCCCCACCAGCUCUGAACAGGAGCCGGGUCUCUGCGCCAGCGGCUGCCGCCAGACUCCUGUCUGACCUUGAACCAGCAGCCUCACGGACCCCUCGGCACAAGGUCCGGCCCGCCACACCAGCUGGGGCGUGCAGCGGAUGGCGAACGGGGACGAGCCGGUCUCAGGGGAGUCCGAGGACAGCGAGGAUUCGGUCUUCGGCAAGGACGAUGUGGAGCCGAGACCGCCCCCCCGCCCUCAGAACCAGACCCUCAAACACAAGGUGAUUUACUACGCGGACCGUGUCUUCCUCUGUUUCUUGGCACUGCUGCUGCUGGUCCUCACCAUGGAGGUUCUCUACAAGAUCUGGUACAUCACCAACUGGUCGGCAAUCGUCCGUCACCUGAAGCAGCUGGCACAGUGGCUGUCAGCGCCCGAGGAGGACGAGCCAGAGUUAUGAUUGACGGCUGUGGCUGGCUGCAGGGAGUGUCUCUCCAACAGCAAGCCUCAGACAGUUGGCAUCACUGGCAUCCUGCACCAUCCGCUGCAUUGGAGUCUACAUCUGGAGAGGGAGCCUGGCGCAGGAGGAAGACCCAUUUGAAAAGCCACAGCUCAUUCGACGAAAUCUUCCCAACGUGUCAUAACUGCAGCCUAAAACCCCUCAGCUUCUCCCCUCCAAUCUGCUGCUUUUGUGCUGGAGGUGAGUCACCACUGGGUUCCCAGCCUCUGACUUGCUCUCACAGCCACAGUAUUCACGUGACUGCUCAGUUCAGUAGAUGUGGCAGGAUCGCAGAACUUUGACCCCACGCAUUGGUUCCAAGGUGGUUUGGCUCAGUAUCCUGCCUGCUGUUUGUGUGUUCAUCACGCAUGUAGUCUGUACCACAGCCUCACUAGACGUACACCUCAUGGUUUUUGGCAUGCUUGGUGCUGGUUCGACAUGCCCUUCUGCAGCCCUCACUGCACCAUUGCCCCUGAUAGUGAGGUAGAGGGAGGGAAAUGGCAGCCCGCGGGGUUACAGCUUGAGCUGGAGCACAUUUCCGCUGUCAUCGAUGGUCCACAGCACCUCAUGGGUGCCCAGGUUUGAGCAGCCUGUUCUGUUCUGCCACUGUCCCGUUUCACCUGAUUAUAGCGCCACACGACACGCUGGAGGAUGUCCUCAGUGUGAAGAUGGCGCCGUGUCUCCUCAAGGACUGUGAAGUAUUUGCUUCCAUCAGUGCUGUCGUGGACAGGCACACCUGCCACAGGGAGAUUGGCGAAGUCACGGUCAAUGAGGUUUAUCCCUUGGAAAUAAGAACACUGCAGAUGCUGAAACUCUGAAAUAAAAGUGCUGGAAACACAGAAGGUUGGGCAGCAUCUGUGGCGUUCCUUUGGUGGGUCUUUUGUGGUGGUGGUGCAGGACGCUCCCAAGGAUUGUGAGGGGGAAGGCUGGCACGUUGUCAGUGAGCUGUCAUCCUGUGAGUACACAAUGUCGGGCAGGUUUUGCACUAGGAUGUGGGACAACAUUCCCAAAGUAGACAGCGGUCCCCAGAGGUUUAUGCAGAGGGCUUUGCAACUGGAAGCAACUUUGCUUUGUCUGAAUUCGGUGCCCAAGUCAGGGCCAUGUUGGUGUACGGGUGUCUGUGUUCGAACGUAGUUAGUGGUAAUCUGGGGUGAUUUGCUCAGCCAGCGAAGAGUCAGCUGCAGGAGAUGAGUCUGGAGUCGCAUCUAGAGCAGAGCAGGUAAGGACAGCAGAUUUCCUCCCCUGAAGGGCAGAUGGUUUUCAUGACAAUCUGGCAGUUUUCCUGAUCUUUGAGACUAAGAUCAGUUAUUGUUUUAUUUCCCCCACCUACUGAUUAUUAGCUGAAUGUCAUGGGCUGCGUGGUGGGACUUGAACUCAUGGCCCUGGAUUCCGGUGAGGUACUUUAACUGCCAUGCCACUGACAUACCUGUGGGUGACUGUGUGUACAUCUCUGCAUUUUGCUGUGUGGUCAGGAGCUUUGUGGCUCUGCAGGUCUACAGGGUGGAACUCGAUUGUUCCUUAAAUCCCUCUGAUAUUUGUUGUAGGUGCAGCUUCCCUCUCUCUGGACAUUCCACAGUGCACAGAGGGAGACUGUGUGGUUGGUUCAUUGUGUGGUCAAGUCAUAGAGUACUACAGAGCAGAAACAGGCCCUUCAGCCCAUCUAGUCCGUGUCGACCUGAUCUUCUGCCUAGUCCCAUCUACCUGCACCCGGACCAUAUCCCUCCAAACCCCUCCCAACCAUGGACCUAUCCAAACUUCUCUUAAAUGUUACAAUUGAACCCGCAUCCACCACUUCCGCUGGCAGCUCGUUCCACACUCGCACCACCCUGAGUGAAGUAGUUUCCCCUCAGAUUCCCCUUAAAUAUUUCACCUUUCACCAUAAACCUAUGACCUCUAGUUCUUGCCUCACCCAACCAGAGGGGGAAAAGCCUGCAUGCAUUCACCCUAUCUAUACCCCUCAUAAUUUUGUCCCUCUAUAAGAUCUCCCCUCAUUCUCCUGUGCUCCAGGGAAUAAAGUCCUAACCUCUUCAACCUUUCCCUGUAACUCAGGUUCUCAAGUCCCGUCAGUAUCCUCAUAAAUUUCCUCUGCACUCUUUCAAGCUUAUAGAUAUCUUUCCUGUAGGUCGGUGACCGUCUUGCAUUCAGUCUGUGACUGACCAGCCCCCAAACCUCAGCCUUGCAGAGACAGACUGUGCUAGCAGUGUUUAAUGUCUUGAACCCAGACCCGUUAUUUCCCUCCAUGUGGUCCCACUUGGAUGGAGAGCUUUGCUGAUGAGACAGGCUGCCUCGAGCCUCAGUUCAUGAUGUGUGGCCCCUCGGUUCUGUGCUGCCCCUGCACAGCAGGACAAGGCCUGCUCACCCAUACAGGGGCUGCACGACUAAACCAAACCCCCCGCAGUCAGACAGCCCAUAGGGUCCCCGAUCUACAGGGGUGCUCCAGUCUGUCCAGGACUCUGCUGCUGCAACAGGAGGUACAUGGGGCAAGAAGCAAGAGGGAGCCACAGUAACAGUGACGUCACCCAACCUGCUGAUCAGCCAAUCACAUCACAGAAUUCACAAAGGCAGCAAAUCAUGAAGAAAGAACUAAGUUUAUUACUUUAAGUAUUUUGUAUUGACAGUACAUGUAUAAGCCAAAGUCAUAGAUCUUAUUAAAAGUACAUUUUAAAAUCUAUUAUUGUUAAAUACUUGUAAGAAUUACAAUCUGCAUUAAUAAAGUGAA